Molecule: messenger RNA, 2355 nt
Organism: Phoenix dactylifera (date palm)
Lineage: Eukaryota; Viridiplantae; Streptophyta; Magnoliopsida; Arecales; Arecaceae
Source: RefSeq, a predicted model, not a curated record
AAAAAACUCUCUCCCCUUCAAAUCGUCCCCAUCCCUUAAGAAUCGGAAACCACGGUCACGAGAGCUCUUCGUCUGUGUCUCCGCCUCCCUCUCAAGUAUCGCUCGAUCCCCUUCUUCCUCUGAAUCCCACCAUCUCCAUUGGAUCUCAGGGUCUCCGGCGAUCCCUCUCCUCUCCGAUCGCCGGCGAUCGGCGGCGGGAGAAGAAAUUUUUUAUUGAAAGAACGGAAGCAAGGAUCUCCGAACCGAUCUAGGGUGUCUUGUCUUCUUCCGAUCAAGAAAGAACGCGCGGAGGGGAAGAAAGCAGAAGAGAAAGAAUUCGAGGCCCUAGUUUCUUGGAUCGAGUGGAAAGCUAGGAUUUUGGUAGAUCUUAUUAGGAGUUAGCUUAAAUUUUUCUUACUUUCUUUUGUCUUUGGGUGAUUUUGGGGAGAGGCGGGCAUGGGGAAGGUGGCGGUGGGAGCGGCGGUGGUGUGCGCGGCGGCGGCAUGCGCGGUGGCGGCGCUGGUGGUGCGGCACAGGAUGCGGAGCUCCGGGCGGUGGGCACGGGCGAUGGCGAUACUGAAGGACCUGGAGGAGAAGUGCGCCACGCCGAUUGGGAAGCUGAGGCAGGUGGCGGAUGCGAUGACCGUGGAGAUGCUCGCCGGCCUCGCUUCGGAGGGCGGGAGCAAGCUCAAGAUGCUUAUCAGCUACGUCGAUAACCUCCCCACAGGAGAUGAGACAGGAUUGUUUUAUGCAUUGGACCUUGGAGGAACCAACUUCCGUGUACUACGUGUACAAUUGGGAGGAAAGGGAGGGUAUGUUGUCAGGCAAGAAUUUGAAGAAGUUUCCAUUCCACCAAAUUUGAUGGUUGGAAGCUCCAGUGAACUAUUUGACUUCAUUGCUGCAGCAUUGGCAAAGUUUGUUGCUUCAGAAGGUGAAGAAUUUCACCUUCCUGUGGGCAGGCAGAGAGAACUUGGUUUUACUUUCUCUUUCCCUGUGAAGCAAACAUCGAUCUCGUCUGGCACUCUUAUUAAGUGGACAAAGGGUUUUGCCAUUAAUGGCACGGUUGGGGAAGAUGUGGUGGCUGAGUUGACCAAGGCCAUGGAAAGGCAAGGUCUUGAUAUGCGGGUUACAGCAUUAGUAAAUGACACAAUUGGCACAUUGGCUGGGGGCAGAUAUUACGAUAAUGAUGUGGUUGCUGCUGUCAUACUGGGUACUGGAACAAAUGCAGCAUAUGUAGAGCAUGCACAAGCAAUUCCUAAAUGGCAUGGGCUUUUACCAAAAUCAGGAAAGAUGGUUAUCAACAUGGAAUGGGGAAAUUUCAGGUCAUCUCAUCUUCCGAUAACAGAAUACGAUCAAGCAUUAGAUGUUGAAAGUUUGAAUCCUGGUGAACAGGUGAUUUCUUCGUCCACUUCUUUGAGUACAAAAAAUUGGUUGUUCAGAUUUAUAUGUACCUUAUUUUUUUAUUCCCAGAUCUUUGAGAAGUUAAUUUCCGGAAUGUACUUGGGAGAAAUUGUACGAAGAGUCCUGUUGAGAAUGGCUGAAGAAGCUGCCUUGUUUGGAGACAGUGUUCCACCAAAUCUUGAAGUUCAAUUUAUACUGCGGACUCCAGACAUGUCAGCCAUGCAUCAUGACACAUCAUCCGAUCUCAGAGUUGUUGGGACUAAACUAAAGGAUAUUUUAGGGAUCUCUAAUACCUCUUUGAAAACAAGAAAGCUGGUUGUCAAGGUCUGUGAUAUCAUUGCCAGUCGUGGGGCCCGUCUCGCUGCUGCUGGAAUACUGGGCGUCUUGAAGAAGCAGGACCGUGAUAAUGCAGCAAGGGAUGGAAGUGACAUGCAGAGGACAGUGAUUGCUAUGGACGGUGGGCUUUAUGAACAUUACACUAGAUUUAGAAAUUGUUUGGAAACCACACUCAGAGAGAUGCUCGGAGAAGAGGCCGCGCCGUCUAUUGUCAUCAAGCUUGCCAGUGACGGAUCAGGCAUUGGAGCAGCUCUCCUCGCUGCAUCUCACUCUCAGUAUCUUGAGCUUGAAGAAUCCUGAAGGGUCUUGAUACAAACCUAGGCAGUCUAUGGUUUCUUUUUGUCGCUCCUCAUUUCUGUGAAGCAAUGCUUAAUUUAACACCCCUGCGGCAGUAUAUGGUAGCGUAGAGAAAACCAGGAGAAAUCUUGCAAGUGUAUAAAUUCUGGGUCUGGCAGUCAGUGUGCGGAUGAUGCUGCUCCAGACCUGCCAUUCUUUCUUUCCCUUCCUGCGAAGUGGCGGAACGGUCAACCUUCUUUUAUCUAUUUUUCAGUUUUUUACUAGUUUUGUUUUCUGGGUUUCUCCUGACAGUUUAACAAUAAAAGAGGGGAAUUAAUGAAGUCUUUUUUUUCUUGGAGUGGA